Messenger RNA from Silurus meridionalis, 4799 nucleotides. It is a transcript of the gene zc3h18, whose product is annotated as zinc finger CCCH-type containing 18. The record is from RefSeq and is a predicted model, not a curated record. Bases 643 to 3954 code for a protein of 1103 amino acids. NCBI's taxonomy places the organism in Eukaryota, Metazoa, Chordata, Actinopteri, Siluriformes, Siluridae. The transcript has 19 exons. Gene Ontology annotation, molecular function: metal ion binding.
AUAGUGAUGGCCGCUCUCACGGUACUGUGCAGGGUUUGUGCGCUUCUCCGCUAAAAGAAACAGUUUUCUUUUUUUUUUUUUGGUAGAAAAUCGUCCAAGAGCUCGUUUAGAUUUCAACACUGAGGGGGAGAGACCGGGUAACUCCCAACACCGAGACUGUGUCUCCAAGACGCUGUGGUUUGAAAGGUGACCGAAUGUGUUUUAAAGCGUUCUUAGGGUUUUUUUCUAUUUUAUUUUGCUGAAAGUGCGUUGUAUUGUUGUGGGUAAAUGGAGCCGACCCGCGGUUUGGGAUCAGAGAAGUUCCAUCUCCCGCGGCCCACAAAGACUUAAACUCCGCCAUAAUCACGUCAAAGCGUCUCUUCGGUUAUUUAAUGAGUGUAGUUCGAAGUCCGGUCGUUUUCGCCUUUAUGUCCAUGUUGUCCGUAAUAAAGUGCGGGGCCGCGUUCGGGCCUGCUCCUCCUGCUGCUGCUGCUGCUGCGGGCUAGCCAGCUAAGCUACUUCACCGCCCAGAGAAUCGACAGACGGCUCCUCAUUGGCAAAUAAGCUAGCUAAACUAGCCAGCUAGUCGGCUAGCUCGAAAAUUUGACGUAUUCGUCGUCCAUCUCAUGUCACUUGCCAUAAAUCCUAGCAGGUUGUUUACUGAUGGACACCCCUGAGAGCCCCACUCAGUCUCCACAAUCUCCAGAUGAGGAGGAGAAAGGCUUCUCCGACAGCGAACUUCUGGAGUCGCCGGAGUCGCCUGCAGAGGACAGCAACAUGGUCUCCGAUAGCGAGUUACUAAAUGAUGGAGAAGGAGGAGACGCAGACUCAGAUUUUGAUGAUGAAGGGCAGGUUGAGUUGGGUGGUGGAGCUCAAGAGGACAUUUCUGACCUGGAAGAAGAUGGAAUGGAUGGAAGUGGAAGGGUCCAACAGCAAGAGAGUGUCAUGAUGGAAUGCAGGCAGCGUGUGAGCCAACUAGCUGAACAGGAAGGAGAGGAAGAGAUCCUGGAGACACCCAGAUCACCAGACCCUGAUUCUCCAGAGCCAGACCUAGAUCGCCCAUUCACCCCUACUGAUGGUGAGCAGGAAGAUGGCGUAGAGGUGACCACCAGGUCCAGCUUGAGUCGCCAAGAGCUGGAUGAAGAUGAGGAGGAGGAGGAAAGACGACGCCGGCGGCUUAUGGUAGUCAGCGAUCUGAAGCAGGAUUCACCCUCUGUGUCUAGAGAUUUGGACGAGCACGAGCUUGAUUAUGAUGAGGAAGUGCCAGAGGAGUCUACCACAGCCGCUCCAGAAGAAGAAGACACGGAGAAGGGGCCUGCCACUGAGGAUGGGGAUGAAGAAGAUGAAAAAGUUGAGAAAGAGGUUAAGAGAAAAAAGGAGAGGAAUCCGAUCUUGCCCCCUGAUGCUCAAUCUAAACAAUCUGAAGAGGCUACAGGCCAAGAUAGGGGAAGGAGGGAUUCAUUUCGUGACAAAAAGAAAGAUGAAGAUGAUGGAGAGAUUGAUGAAGGAGAAAUUGACGAUGAUGAUCUUGAGGAAGGUGAAGUAAAGGACCCCACAGACAGAAAGAUCCGACCCAGACCCAUCUGCAGGUUCUUUAUGAAAGGUAACUGCACUUGGGGAAUGAUCUGUAGGUUCAUUCACCCAGGAGUCAACGACAAAGGCAACUACUCCCUCAUUGCCAAGCCAGAUCCUUUCUCUCCAAAUGGAGCUCCUCCUGGAGGCGGAGGCCCUCUUCCACUUAUGCCCUCCAACCCCUGGACCGCUCCUCCUGUAGAGGAGUUGCCUCCUCCACCCCUACCCCUGGAGCCUCCAGUGGAGAGUGCUUGGGAAAGAGGUCUCCGACAUGCCAAAGAGGUAUUAAAGAAAGCCACAAUACGCAAAGAACAGGAGCCUGACUUUGAGGAAAAACGCUUCAAUGUUACCAUUGGUGAAGAUGAAUGGGAAUUUGACAAAGAAAACGACUUCUUCAGGGAACGAGGCUAUCGCAUUACAAGGGAAAUCAGAGACCCUAGUGAAGUAGAAUUCAGAGACCCGGUAUAUGGCGACCCAUAUGGCGAUCCAUAUUAUGACUAUGAAAUGGAGGCUCUGUGGAGAGGUGGCCAGUACGAGAACUUCAGAGUGCAGUACACAGAGACACCUCUGCCAUACCACUUCACCGAUCGAGAGAGAGAUCCCCGUGAGCGGCACAGAGAGAGGGAGCGUGAGCGGGAUAACCGUGAGCGAGAGCGCAGGCAGAGGGAGCGCGAGAGGGAACGAGAGCGGGAGCGUGAAAAAGAGCGGUUGCGCAGGAAGGAAGAGUGGGAGCGAGACCGCCUGAAACGAGACGAGAAAGACGGAAAACCAAGAGAGCGUCCAUUAAGAGAACCACGUGAGAAGAAAGAAGAAAAGGAUAAGCCUCUUAAACCACGCUCACCUAUUAGUAUGCCACCCAGAGGGCCAAUGGAAUCACAGCCAAAAAAGGAGACUGUGCCCAUGGUAAAGCGGCCGGAUGAAUGGAAAGACCCCUGGCGCAGGUCAAAGUCUCCAAGGCGCAGACCUGGCCUCAUGGGAUCCCCACCACGUGGACGCAGACGGCAUAGGCCGUCUGGCUCAUCUGUGUCACUUUCUAACUCAUCACGGUCAUCAUCACGGUCUUCUUCAUAUACGGGAUCCGGUUCCUCCCGUUCGAGGUCACGCUCACGGUCUUCAUCACUCAGCUCUUUCUCCACUCACUCUUCGCAACAUAGCUCUUUUUCAGGCAGCCGAACCAGAUCAAGAUCCUACUCAUCAUCUGCCUCCCCUACGCCUUCUGCCCAGAGAAAUGUAGGCAAGAAUAAAACAGAGCAGCCUCCUGGAGUAGUAAAAAGCCACCCACUGAAGCCUGGAACGAUGCCCCCUCCCCGCAGGGAUAAAGGCCCCUCCAAGAAGAUGCCCAGUCCCUCAAUGCCAGGCAAACCUCUGAAACCCUUAACAGAAGGAGUUAAACCUCCCAGCAUUCGUGAUGUGGGGAGACCAGCUGCACAAAGAGAACCAGUAAAACCACCCAAUGUGAGAGAGGGCCGCAGGAAAGAACGGCUGCCGAAUGAUCCUCGCAGGAGGACAAUAAGUGGCAGUGUGAGUGGCAGUGGCAGCAGCUACUCAGGCUCCACUUCCAGAUCUCGGUCCUCUUCUGCCUCCGUUUCUCGCUCUCGGUCUGGAUCCCACAAGUCAAGGUCUCUCUCAGUGAGCAGCGUAUCAUCAGUGUCGUCUGCCUCCUCCAGCAGCAGCUCAGUGCGCAGUGCUGAUUCUGAUGAUAUGUAUGCUGACCUGGCCAGCCCUGUGUCCUCAGCUAGUUCCCAUUCACCUACUCCAGGUCAUACACGCAAGGAGAGAGGACUCCCACGAGACAGGGAGGCCAAUAAAGACAGAGGAAAACCCACAAAAAAAGAUGAAACCUUUAAAGAACAAAGAAAGAGGAUUGAUCAGUCUGGCAUGCCGCCCAAAACUGACUCAGGCAUGCCCAGAUCUGCACCUGGAAACCGGGGACACCCGAUGAAUGCGCCACCCGUGGGUCCUGCAGGGGGGGGUUAUGGCUCUCAUAAGGACAUCAAACUGACCUUGCUCAACAAGCAACAAGCAGACAGAAGCAAUAGGAAGAGGUACUUCCCUGCAGACAAAGAGAGACCAACAUCUCCUCUCAGCAAAAGAAUGGCACUGUCUCCUGAUAGAGAUCGAGAGCGAAGACCUGGACGACCACCGCUCUCACCUAGAAUGGACCGGCCAAGAGGUCAGGGGCCCCGGCCCAUGCCUCCACAGGGAGACAGGAAGCGUCCCCAGUCCCCGCCACCCAAGUCUUCUGGGAAAGGCCUUACUGUAUCUGCCGGUAAAGCUCCAGCCCCUGCCCCAGUCUCGGGCAAACCCAGCAGCACUCUAUCCCGCCGGGAGGAGCUGCUGAAGCAGCUAAAGGCCGUGGAAGAUGCCAUCGCUCGCAAGAGGGCUAAAAUCCCAGGGAAAUGAGAAGCAGGCCAGAACCUGCAACAUCUGGUUUCCAAGCCAUCAGUCACUGAGGACCUCUAAAAGUCGUUUUGGAAGUGGAUUAAACCGUUCAUUGUGUUUAAAAUUACAGACAUCCAAGUAGCUCUCAAAGAACACCGCUACAUCACUCAAACAUUUCCCCUCAGCGAGAGGUUGUCUACAUUUUAUAUUAAUGUGAUAUUGUAGUGGAGUGACUGUUCACUCUUAUUCUGUUAUUGCAAGAAGAUGGAAGCUUUACUGUAGUGUCUCUAUGCUGAGAAAAAAAAAAUGAACUAUUGAAUUGUUUCUCUCCCGUCGUCUCUCUCCAUUUUGCUCAAUUAUUCAUUUUUUUGUUAAUAGUUCAUAUCAUGGUCUUUUGAUCCAAAAUGUAGGUUUUGAUCAUCAAGAAGAACCGCUUUACUGAGACUGACUUCUUUUAUGAACACACCACCUGUCUAGCUUAAGAUCUGACCAUGAAGAACUCGAGGUCCCCUUGUUUCCAUCUUAACUAGUCAGUUGUCUGUUUAGCAUUUCCUGACUGUGUUUUGUUUCUGAAUGUGUACAAAUAUUAUAAGUCAGUUGAGGAGAAGCCCCUCUUGAAGUGUAUGAAACUAGAGAACAAAUGAUGUGAUGUAUUGCUUUUAUAAGACUGCAAUGUUUUUUGUUUUUUUUUUGUUGUUGUUUCUCUAGCUCAAGUUAAAAAAAAAAAAAAAAAAAAAAACUUUUAUUUUGUUCCUUAUUUUUGAUGAGCAAGAGUCUGUCUUUGAGACACUCUGAGAUAGGGAAGAAUAAUAUCUUGCUUUUUGUGACAGAAAAAGCUUCUAAAUAAACUAUUUUGAUAAAGAGAA